ACGGGCCCCACCUACGCAAGCAAUGUUGGAUGCACAGUCCAAUGACCCUUGGAUUCAGGAGGUGAUGGAGCAGAUGGACUCGGUCAAGAGCGUUCAGAAGGUGUACGCCGUGAAGGACAGGUUGCUCUGUCGCGAGUGGAAGAGUCAAGGUGAAAAACAUUUACUGCUAGCCGUUCCGAAAGCGUUACGUUUUGAGGUACUGGCGUUCUGCCACGAUGACCCGAUGGGAGGACAUCUCGGUUUUGCGGACCUGGGACCGAGUGCGGAAGCGGUUCUUCUGGCCUCAAGCGAUCAACUUUACGGAGCAGUAUGUGGCGUCUUGUGCACCGUGCCAGGCGCGGAACCGGUUGACGACGAAGGCGGCCGGACCGAUCCAGUCGUUCUGUCCGGAGCGGCCGUUCGAGAUGUUAGCCAUGGAUUUUCUGGGGCCGUUGCCCAGAUCCAAGCGUGGAAACCAAUAUAUAUUGUGUUUCUGCAGCAUUCGUUUCCCUUGAGGAUCUUGAGCGAUCAGGGGACACCGUUUGUCAAUCAGCUGACAAGUGACCUUUACAAGGUACUGGAAGUGAAGCGCGUUACGACAAGCGGAUAUAUGCCACAAACCAACGGCUCGUGCGAAAGGUACAAUCAGACGCUGGCGCAUAUGAUGUCGAAGUUCAUAGACGCUGAGCAGCGCACCUGGGACGAGGUGCUGCCGUUCGUGGUGUUCGCGACUAACACCAGUAAGCACGACACGACGAAAGAAUCGCCAUUCAAGCUGCUGUACGGAAGGGAGCCGACGCUGUCGGUCGACAUCGCCUUUCCAACGGUGGCGGAUGCGUUCGUGUAUGAUGUCGGAGAGCGGAUGGAGGCGCUUCAUGCAAAGGCGAAUGCGCGCAUUGAGGGGAAGCAGAACUACCUCCACGCCCACGACGAUCACCCGGAAGUGACGUACAAAGACGGGGAUUACGUUUUGGUGUUCAACCCUGCCGGAAAGCGCGGUAAGGCGACCAAAUUACUGAGUCGUUUUUAUGGGCCCUACCGAGUGCUUAGGCAAACGUCGCCCGUGAAUUACGAAGUGGAAACUUGCGGGAUCCGGAAGCGAAGGAACGUUUUCGUUACCCACGUGUCAAAGAUAAAGUUGUUCAAGGAUCGCAACGAGAUGUUCGUUGACUCCGAGGAUGAGGACGGCGAAGGAUGGAUUCCUGUCGCGCGUCCCAAGCAACUGGUGGACCACGCCGAGAUCACAGACACGGUGGCGGAAGAGGAGCCGUCUACCACCCUGGCGGGCGCCCCUGAAAUUGCGGCCCCUGUGGUGCCAGCGGUACAGGCCCCUGUGAUGACUGAGGUAGUGACAACGGCGGAGGCGGAGAUGCUCGCGCCGGUGACUCGGGAAAACUCGGAAACGGAACAGCAGCGUUCGGGUCGUGAGCGCAGGGCCCCGGACCGGUAUGACCCAUGCUCAUACAAGCACUUUUACGGCUUGCUGCUGUUGGUGUUGUUGUUUAUGCCCUUAGUCGCAGCACUGGAGGUGGCUGUCUGCGACUGCUCUUCACCACGACAGGUCGGUGUCGUAAGUUUUGAGCGUUACGAGCAAUGCCGGACCAACAUGUCGUCCGUCAAGUUCACCCCGGUCAAGUAUGACAUCUAUACUGAAGAUAAAGCCCGGACCGUGUUCCAAGGCUUCAGCUGUCGGGCCUGGGAGGAGACCUUGCACAUCGAGGAAGGAUUUCUGGGCUGGAGGGACACGACGAAGUCCUCCAGGGAGAAGCCGUUAGCAGCGAGAGAUUGUUGGGUCAUGGCUAACACGUUCAAAUGCGGUGUGAAUUCAAUGGUGAAGCGUGGUAGUGUCUGGUCUUUUACAGCAGAGCCGAAGGGCGAAGGAGCCUGGUACUCUACGAAGACGUACACUACAUACAACUGUGAGCUCGAGGAGUUGAGCCUGGAGCAGGAGUGCAAAACGUGCCCAAUUAUGACUAUCGUCAGUGAGGUAGCGACGGAUCGCACCGUAGGCUACGCGAUUCUGGCACACCGGACCGUGGUAUGGAACGACAUUUCGCAAACGCAGAGACCGUGCGAGACGGCUCGGCUGACCAGGCGAGUCGGUCAAUUGUAUAACGAUACCAACGGUGUGAUGCGAAUCCGCGAUACUGCGCGGCAAAUGGAUUUUGUUCUAGGCGCAAUGGCGCGCUUGUGCGGACAGACCGGAACAAAGGCAUUCCGUGUGGUCGGAGAAACGAGUAUGCUGUUGGUGGUGCUGACGCGUGCGGAGAAGAUCCUGUUCCAGGAUUUCAACUACACCGCCGGAGGCAGUGUCGCGGGAGGGGGAGGAAAAGAUUCGGCAUUUAGAGGCAAAAGGAACUUGCUGGGAUUCGCGGGUGGAACACAUCCCGGAUUUCCGUCGGGAUCAUCGCGCACCGUAAUGCCGUUGCCCGUGACAGUGGCUACAACAACUGUCGGAAGAAAGACGCCGGAGGCGGAAGGCGCAACCACUGAACCCCGAUGA
Molecule: messenger RNA, 2482 nt
Organism: Paramacrobiotus metropolitanus
Lineage: Eukaryota; Metazoa; Tardigrada; Eutardigrada; Parachela; Macrobiotidae
Exons: 2
Coding region: 23-2482 (819 amino acids)
Biological process (GO): DNA integration
Molecular function (GO): nucleic acid binding
Source: RefSeq, a predicted model, not a curated record